UAGUAGGCGACACUGGUUUCCCCCAUGUCGACCUCGUUGGCAGGGCGGUUGCCCCUGAAGGCAUCGCACGUCUACGUGCCCGGUUCCUCCUUUGAGGUCCAAGGUGCGGGGGAGUGGUACGUGAAUGGCAUCUACGCACGCGCCUCGCAGCAGGUGAACCGCGCGGAUGCCUUCCAAAAGGCCGGAACGUCCCUUGUCCUGAUGCGCAAGGGCGACGAGGGAUGGUCCCUGGUGGACUUAAGGGGCAGUACCACCUUCAAGUGGUCUCUCAGAGCCGUGGAGCUCUACCACUGCAUGCGCAUUCCCGCAGGCCCUGUCCCCCCUGGUGUCGGCUGGGUUUGCGUCGAGGGCGAGGGCCCAGCGCCAAUGCUGGCGCCCGGGAAGUCGCCCUUGCUGCCAUUCCUGAAGAGCCCCGGCCCCCCGGAGGAAGCCCCUGACAUCCCUACUGGAACUUCCUCUGCCUGGGUGUCCAGCGCUUCGAAGCGUGCGGCGCAGCAACUGCUGGACUCCCUCACGGAGCCCGGGUUGAAGCGGAAGCCUCUCCGGGGCCCCACGGGGCGCCCGCCUGUGGCGCUGAACGCAGCCAAAACCGGCAACCUAGAGAGUGGGCCCUUGGCGGGAGCCCGGUCACAGCCGCAGCUGCAGUCCCUGCGCACAGCUGGGCGGAGGACUAGCCGCGCGCCGCCGGGGGCCGUGACGAACUUCAUGCGAAGCUUCCGGGUGGUGCUCACCCGGCCCGGGGUGCAGGUGCCGUGGGGCUAUGAGUGGCACGACGAGUUCUUCAGCCAAACGGGCUCGCGCAUCGUCAGCGGCAUCCAAAAGCGGUCGCCGCUGGACCGGUGGAAUGUCUGGCAGCAGGUGGCUGGGCGACCCGAGCUUUGCGUGCAGCCAGGCGACCGGCUGGUGAAGGCUGACGGGCGCUGGGCCUACUACGAGCAGGAGGUUUGCUUGAACGACAGCCUGCAGGCGCCGCUGCUGGAAAAGCCGGACAAGCCGGACUUGGACCUGGACCGACGGCUGGUGCUGGAGUUUGUACGGCCGACUCCGCGCCCCGCGCAACCCAUCCGGCCGCGGCUUGAGGUCUGGGACACGCAGAGCGCUCUAGUGGUGUCCUGGGACCACCCGUCCGGGAGCAUGGAGCCCUACAAGCAGGUCUGGGGAUGGGCCGUGGCCAUUGUGGACGUGGACCAUGAGAUUUGGCUCAUCGUUGAUGGCACGACCUUUGCAGCGAGGUCGCUGUCCCUAGAGGGCGCAGACGUUGCAGUGGCCAAGCCGGAGCUGUGCACUAUCUACGUGUCGGAGGGCUUGGGCCACGGCCGGCCCUAUGCCGCGUGUGUGGCCAUGCUCACAGACAACGGCUGGUCCGCCUUCUCCGAGCUCUCGAGGACUGUAUCCAUCGCCCCCGCGGCCAAAGUGAGCGAUGCAGUGCUUGGCCUGGAUCCCGAAGACGAUGACUGGAAGCAGCGCCCCCGCUUCGCUUGCCCCGCAAAGAUUGUGCCUGGUGCCUCCGUUCCAGUGGCACUGCGCUCUGGGCCCAGGGACCUGCUGAGCACGGAGCGGUGGCUGCGCAUGGAGGUCUGUGUGGAGGGCCACGAAGGGCUGGUUGUGACGCCCGCAGAUUCCUCCAUGAAGCUGCUGCAGAUCGAGAAGGUAAUCCCGGGCUCCUCUGCAGACAUCUGGAACAACAAGCAGGAGCUCUUUGAGCUGCACGGAUACCAGAUGAGCUUCGCCGUGCAGCCGGGGGACGUGAUCAAGAAGAUCAACGGCUUUAGCGGGGCCCAGGCCAUGCUCUAUGAGCUGAGGCGCAAGCCAGCAAAGUUGAUCAUGACCGUGGACCGGCACUGCGGGGGCAACACUGUCUUCGAGGAUGUGCCACAGGCCAAGAUCUUCGAGCUGGACCCCUUGGACAUUGAGGCAUCCAAGGAUGUGGAGGAGUUCAAUUGGCACGUGCUGCUGAGCCAAGCCGAAGGCGCCCUGUGCGCCAAGAUGGUGGAGCAGGAUGGCCACGCGCUCCAGCAGGCCCUGAACAUUUUCUCUGAGAUGCUUGCGGACCACGCAAUCGUCAUGGUCAACCAGGGCAUUGUGCAGGAGGCGGACCGCCGGAUUCUGCUGGACGUCCGGGUGGCCGCGGUGCUGCAGGCGGACAUCAUCCAGCCAGACGUGGACGUUAUCUCGCAGUCCGUGGAGCCUCCGAUGAAGAGGCCGUCCGAGAAUUGGAGGAACUCUAUGGAAGAUGAAAUGCCCACGACCAGUGACGAGAUCAGCCUCAUCCACCUGCGGAAGGCCAUGGCCGACGCCGCCAUGGACGAGGACCAGCUUCAGCUGGCCAUCCUGAGUUUCGUGAACUCCUCCAAGGUGGUGCGCCAGUCCUACGCGGGCCAGGAGCUCUUGGAGAAGGCCAAGGGCCUCCAGGAGCUGUGGUGCUGGUGGCGCCAAAGCGCGGAGGCAAAGGAGGAGAUGGCGCAAGUGCUGAGCCAGAUGCUGAAGCAGGAGGCCGCAAAUCAGGAUGACGAUGGGGAGUUCCAUGACUUCGACGGCCAGGACCCUCCCUACGACCUGGGCCCGCUGGCUGUUCAGCUGGAGGAGUGCGAGAAGUUCGCGUCGGAGAUGGGCACGUUGCUGGAGGAGGGCCAUGUGGUCUGGGAGCGACUGCGGCAGUCGAACCUCCGCUUCCGCGCGGAGAAGCGCAUCCGCGCUGCCAUGCAAGACGAGCGCGAGGACGACUUGUCGCUGGACGAAGCGCUCUCGGCCGGCGAGGCCUGCGGCGUGAACUCGGGCCUGAUCGCAGCGGGUCGCGAGCGGGCCUCGGCCUGGCGGGCGAACCACUUCAAGAUCGCCCUCCACGACGAGCUUUUUCAGGCGGUGAAGGAGCUACGGAAGCACGUGGAGAAGCGACAGAAACCCGGGGCAGGUGCGCCGGAGCAGCAGCGGAUGCGCAUCGCCAUCUCGGGCUCGGGGUUGCCCCCCGACAACCCCUUGGUCCUGGAGGCCUGGGGCCUGCUGCGGCAGUGGGAGCAGGACAACGUGGCGCUGCGGGCGGAGGCGCGGCUGGGCAGCGCCGUGGAGCGGGUGAAGGGCGGCUUCAACGGCGACGCCCCGGAGGCCGGCGACCUCCUCGGCUCCGCGAUCGCCGAGGUGGCGCAGCAGGGCGUCGACGCCAAGUUCCUGGACGCUGCGCGCAAGUCCCUGGCUGCAUGGCAGGAGUCUCGGCUGAAGCGGGCGCGGCAAGAGCUGGAGACGGCGAUGCGCUACUCGGACGAGGACUUCCUGAAGGAUGCCUUGGAGUUGGCCAAGACGGCGGGCAUUGACGAGGAGAGCAUCGAGAAGGCUCAGAGGCAGCUCUCAAGGCUUCGCAUGGUGGACGAGGUGAACAAGAUGAUGGACAAGGCCAUGGAAGACUCGGAGCUGGACCCUUUGGAGAAGGCCAUCCAGACGGCCCACAGCCACUUCUUCGUGGAAGAGGAGAUGGACAUGCUCUUCUCUGGGUCUCUGCAGGCGCGGCUUCGCUUUUGGGCCAAGGAGAUCAUGGGCGCGGUGCAGGUGCACCAGGCGGAGGGCUUGGAGAAGGUGGUGACCGUGGCCCAGAAGCUGUUGGACCGCAGCCAGGAAGCUUUGGACCUCUUCAGGUCCAAGACCGGCAUCAACAAGGUCCCGGACGUGGCCAUCCGCACCUUGGAGCGGGACCUGCGGGGUCUCCAGCUUGCGCUGCCCGGGGGCCGCGACUUGGCCAACGUGCACACAGCCACCGCAUCCAUCGAGCGGGUGCUGGGCGCUGUGGAGCGCUAUGCCUCGGAGCUGCCAGAGGUGAUUGCCAUGGCAGAGGCCCAGGUUAGCCACGGCCUCAAUGCCGAGCUGGUGGAGGAGGCCAAGAUGCGCCAGAAGGACUACGACCUCACGGUGCAAGAGUUGGAAGAGGCCAUUGCUCAGAACAUGCCCGGAGAGGACCUGAAGCUGAGCCUCAUCAACGCCCGGCUGGCCGGCGCCCCCAUGGAGCUCAUCGAGCAGGGCUUUGCCAAGCUGGAGACCAAGUUCCCAGAGUGGUUCGUGUACACUAAGACGGAGCUGGAGCUGCUGGUGGCAAAACAGGAAGCCGAUGACAUCCAAGAGCUCUCUGCGGAAGGUCGAUUCCUGCGGCUGCAGGAUGCGGCGGACGCGGCCAAGCUGCUGGUGCCGCGCCUGGAGAAGAGCAUCUUGGAGGAGGUGGAGGACAUCAGCAUGGCCCUGGCGGCGGAGCGGUCCUUCGUGAUGGCGGUGAAGGAGGCCAAAGACAUCAUGGCAGGACUGCCCAUGUCUCCGGAGGCGGUGCAUGUGCGGGCGCUGCGCCUAGGGCACGCCAUCCAGGCUUGCAUCUUCUCGGCGCAAGAGGAAGCCAAGAAGUCCAUCCCAGAGGCAGAGGAGUUGCGAGUGUUGCUGGAGGAGGAGGCCCAGAGGCGCCAGGACGCCUUGGACUCGGCGCUGGCCAUGGCCGCCGAGCGGGGUACGCCGAUGAAGGAUCUGCUGAUGUCCAUCACGGCUGCGCGCCAGGCAAGCUUGACUCCGGACCUGUUGCAGGAGCCUUACUCGCGGCUGCGGAAGAAGAAGCUGGACUUUGUGACUUCUGCACUGAGGAAUGCUUGCUCCUCGGGCAAGUAUGCGCUGGCGUAUGCGCUGCUUCACCGAGGCCUGGCGCUGAAAGCCGGCGAGGAGCGGAACGGCGGCGAGUGGCGCAGCGGCGCGAUCCAGGCUGAGAUCAAGCGGCUUCGCACGGACGUGUCCACGGUGAAAGGCGAGUUCGUCAUUGAGACCAGUGGCGGGGCCUUUGGCACCAGUACGUGGCGGAAGAACCCCUGCUAUUUGGUCCGCUGCUUCAGAACAGAAUCGAAGAGCAAAAGGGGUUUUGGCUCCAAGAGCACGGUCGCCGGUGUCAGAGUGUCCAUUGCGCUGGCCGAAGCGGGAGAAUCCCCUGCCACCAUGGCGCUGCAUGUGGUGAGGAACAACAAGGACGUGCAUGAAGCAGGGGCCGACCACAUGCUCAUGCCGGGCUUUGAAGUCGUGGCUGCAUCACAUGAGGAGGACGACAUGCCCUGCUGCGACUUUGACCUGUUGCCGGGCGGGCAGCCCUACUUCAUCGUGCCCUCCGCGGCCAAAGGGGAGCUGGGGCCCUUCACGCUCAUCGUGAAUGCCACCGAGUCAGUGGAGGUGGUGAGGAUACCUCCCCACCUCCGGGAGCCGAGCAAAUCCAGCCAGAAGUUCGAACUCAAGUGGGCACAGGAGCGGCCCUUCGGGGUCUUCAUGGGCGGGGGUCGCUUCAAGAGCAAGGCGCCGCUGCUUUCCUGGUACCGGAACCCCCAGUUCCGGGUAUCUGUGGGGACCAAGGCAGAGGCGCCAGAGUCGAUCCCCGUCGAGCUCAGAGGGCGAACGCCGCCGGGGACCUCCUUGUCUUCCCGGGAGCUCGUGGCGAUGCAGGCCCGGCCCAACACGGCGCCGGGCACGCCCUUGGCGGCGUCAGACCGGCUGGACAAGGCCAAGCUGCGCGCGGUGUUCGACAGCUGCGAUGUACAACGCAACGGCAUGGUGAACAAGCGGGAGCUCAUCAAAGCCAUCCGCCGCGACGCCAAGAUGGCCGAGUUCUUUGGCCUUCCCAUGGAGAUCCGACAGGAGGAUGGCUCCCGAGAUGCCAUGGAGCGGCUCUUCCAGUCCAUGGAUAGCGACGCGGACCGGGAGAUCACCUGGGAGGAGUUCGUGUCCUUCCACGCAGCAGUCCGCAAGUCCAAGGAGGAUGUCCUGGAGCUGGACAACCCUCCGCCGCCUUUGCUGGUUGUCAUCCUGACGCCACAGCCCUUGCCGAAGGCGGGGUCGGCGGCCGUGCACGUGCUGCGGAACCAGGAGGAGCGCGGGGAGGAGGACGGGCUGCUGGCGGAGAACCCCUUCUUCCACCAGGUCCUCGCCUCCAGCGCCGCCGCCCGCGAGUACUCCUCCGCCGCGGAGGUUGGAGCUGUGUUGAAAAUGCCGGAGAGUGGGGCGCCGCUGAUCGUAGUGCCAAGCUUAAAGACCUCCAGCGACACCGGGCGCUUCAGCAUCUCCUUUAUGUCCACGAGGGACAUUCACGUGGAGCGCAUCCAGUGAGGACGUUUCACCCUCUCACCAUCGCCGAAAGGCGGUUGACCAGAUCUGCCAGAGUAGGCACGCCUCCGUUAUGCUGACCCAACUGCGUCCGGAGAGGCUCCA
Effrenium voratum is the source of this 6207-nucleotide messenger RNA. The record is from the annotation of a GenBank genome assembly. NCBI's taxonomy places the organism in Eukaryota, Dinophyceae, Suessiales, Symbiodiniaceae.